CAAAUUUUGGGUUUCGAUAGUGUUGUCCACCUCCCUUCUUCACUAUACAAUAACCACACAAAACUCAAAUCCACAACCCAGCCAUCGGCUUCUUCGCAAAGAAAAAUUUUACAGAGAAAAAAAAACGAGAGAGAGAAAAGAAAAGGAGUGAAACCAAUCUCAGAUUCUCUUUCAUUGGGAAACUUCCAUGGUUCUCGUUCAAAGACCAUAGUUUAUUUGUUAAAUUGACAUCUGGGUCUCUCUUAAAAUCAGAAAUUGUUGAUGAUUUUUGGUGGGUAUUAUUGGGAUGGUGAACAAUCAUCAAGAAGAUAGGGACAGGAACAACCACCAAUCAGCCAUUGCGAUAGGUGGAGGAGCUACCAGGUCAUGGGGCACCACCGCCUCGGGCCAAUCGGUUUCGACUAGCGGCAGUGUUGGGUCCCCAUCGAGUCGCAGCGAGACGGCAAAUGCCACACCGGCAAGUGAGAACACUUUUCAGAGGCUAAACCAUCUCGACAUUCACGGGGACGAUGCCGGAUCUCAAGGGGCUGCUGG
This is a messenger RNA of Ilex paraguariensis (yerba mate), 534 nucleotides long. NCBI's taxonomy places the organism in Eukaryota, Viridiplantae, Streptophyta, Magnoliopsida, Aquifoliales, Aquifoliaceae. The record is from the annotation of a GenBank genome assembly.